Molecule: messenger RNA, 885 nt
Organism: Acanthosepion pharaonis
Lineage: Eukaryota; Metazoa; Mollusca; Cephalopoda; Sepiida; Sepiidae
Source: the annotation of a GenBank genome assembly
AUGCUUUUCUCUCGGCUUUAUUCUGCAGUUAAGGCUUCACUGAAAUUUGCUGUUUACUCAAAUCUUCUCACAACUUUUUUCUUCGAUCAAGGCUCCCCUCAACUUCUUCCUUCCAUUAAGGUGUUCUCUCCCCUUUCAUCUACAGUUAAGGCUUCACUGAAAUUUGCUGUUUACUCAAAUCGUCUCAAAACUUUAUUCUUCCAUCAAGGCUCCGCUCAUCUUCUUCCUUCCAUUAAGGUGUUCUCUCCCCUUUCUUCUGCAGUUAAGGCUUCACUGAAAUUCGCUGUGUUCUCUCACCUUUCUUCUGUAGUUAAGGCUUCACUGAAAUUUGCUGUUUACUCAAAUCUUCUCACAACUUUAUUCUUCCAUCAAGGCUCCGCUCAUCUUCUUCCAUCCAUUAAGGUGUUCACUCCCCUUUCUUCUGCAGUUAAGGCUUCACAGAAAUAUGCUGUUUACUCAAAUCUUCUCACAACUUUAUACUUCCAUCAAGGCUCCGCUCAUCUUCUUCCAUCCAUUAAGGUGUUCUCUCCCCUUUCUUCUGCAGUUAAGGCUUCACUGAACUUGCUGUUUACUCAAAUCUUCUCACAACUUUAUUCUUCCAUCAAGGCUCCGCUCAUCUUCUUCCAUCCAUUAAAAUUUUACUGUUCUCUCCCUUUCUUCUGCAGCUUAAAUCAAGGCUCCCUCAACUUCUUCCUUCCAUUAAGGUGUUCUCUCCCUUCAUCUACAGUUAAGGCUUCACUGAAAUUUGCUGUUUACUCAAAUCGUCUCAAAACUUUUUUCUUCCAUCAAGGCUCCCCUCAUCUUCUCAUCUUCUUCCUUCCAUUAAUCAGGCUCGCUCAUCUUCUUCCUUCCAUUAAAACUUUUCCUGCUUUCUUCUUUCAUUAA